Glarea lozoyensis ATCC 20868 is the source of this 663-nucleotide messenger RNA. Its product is annotated as ER lumen protein retaining receptor. The record is from RefSeq and is a predicted model, not a curated record. Bases 1 to 663 code for a protein of 220 amino acids. Gene Ontology annotation, molecular function: ER lumen protein retrieval receptor activity. Gene Ontology annotation, cellular component: membrane; cis-Golgi network; endoplasmic reticulum. NCBI's taxonomy places the organism in Eukaryota, Fungi, Ascomycota, Leotiomycetes, Helotiales, Helotiaceae. Gene Ontology annotation, biological process: endoplasmic reticulum to Golgi vesicle-mediated transport; protein retention in ER lumen. The transcript has 3 exons.
AUGAAUAUUUUCAGGAUUACGGGAGAUCUCUCCCAUCUUAUCUCAAUCCUGAUUCUCCUCCACAAAAUGCACCAAACAAACUCCUGCUCCGGAAUAUCAUUCAAAUCGCAAGCCCUAUACUUCAUAGUCUACAUAACGCGCUACCUAGACAUCUUCACCACCUUCACCCACUCCGCCUACAACACAAUUUUCAAGAUCCUCUUCAUAGGGUCCUCAGGAUACACAAUCUACCUCAUGACAACCGCCUACAAACCAACCCACGACCCAGGACUCGACACAUUCAAAGUGCAAUAUCUCCUAGUCGCCUCCCUCGUCCUCGCGCUUAUCUGGCCCUACGAAUACACCGUCUCCGAAAUUCUCUGGGCAUUCUCAAUCUGGCUCGAAUCCGUAGCCAUAAUGCCGCAAUUGCUGAUGCUGCAGCGAACCGGCGAGGCGGAGACGAUCACCACGCACUAUCUAUUUGCGCUGGGAUUGUACAGAGCGCUUUAUAUUCCAAAUUGGAUCUGGAGGUACUGGACAGAGAUUGAUAAGAACACUGGGAAACCGCAUUUCGAUAGCAUCGCUGUGGUGGCUGGGAUUAUACAGACAGUUUUGUAUUCUGAUUUCUUCUGGAUUUAUUAUACCAAGGUUAUGAAGGGGAAGAAGUUUGCGUUGCCAGUUUAG